Molecule: messenger RNA, 838 nt
Organism: Rhizophagus irregularis DAOM 181602=DAOM 197198
Lineage: Eukaryota; Fungi; Glomeromycota; Glomeromycetes; Glomerales; Glomeraceae
Source: RefSeq, a predicted model, not a curated record
AUGGAAUAUCAUAAAUUAGGAGAUCUAACACAUUAUAUAGCUAGAAAUUUUUUUGAUAUUAACUGGUACAAUAAAUUAAAUAUAUUACGAAAUAUUAUAUAUGGACUUAAAAAUAUUCAUGAUGCAAAUAUUAUUCAUAAAGAUUAUCAUAGUGGAAAUAUUUUUUUAGAUAAAACGAUAACGGGUGAUUUAGGAUUAAGUGCCAUUGAACAAUCAGAUAGUGAUGAUGAUGAGAUAUAUGGAAUCAUUCCUUUUGUUGCUCCAGAGAUUUUUCAAGGACAAAAAUAUACUAAAGCUUCAGAUAUAUAUAGUUUUGGUAUGAUUAUGUGGGAAUUAAUGACAGGUAGAAGACCAUUUUGGAAUCAAAAUCAAGAUAUACAACUUAUCAUUGAAAUAUGUGAUGGUCUUCGUCCCCCAACUGUUACAGAUGUACCUAAAGGUUAUACUGAAUUAAUGAAAAAAUGUUGGAAUUCUGAUCCAAAGAAACGACCAAAGGCUGACGAAAUGUCCGAUGAAAUUGAAACUAUUAGGAGUAAUGAAUCUAAGAGAAAUAAUUCAACUAAAAUUAUAAAAUCAUCUGAUAUUGGACCUAAAACAACAAAUAAUCCAGAUGAAGUCUAUGAAAGUAGAUAUUUAAGUACAAUUAUAAAAUCUGUAGACACUACAAGAAGCUCAAGAACUGUCUUAAAUAAAAAAAGAAAGUUUGAUGAUAACCUUUCAGAAGAUAAGAUUGCAAAAAGAAUUAAAAUAUUUGAACAUGAAUAUGAUGGAUAUAUCACAAUGGAGAUCGAAUUUGAUAUUGACAUUAAUAUUAAUUAGAAUUUAAUUUAAAAAUGUU